ACAUUGCUGCGACAGCACUUAUUGCAUUUUUUUUUGCAAUGAACAUUACUAACGCGUCUAUGUUAUGGUUGUAGAACACUGCCCUUCACAUGUUACUAUCGGUACUACAACAACCAUGCUCGCACAGGCGCAUUGCGGCGUGAGAUAUUUGCUAAGCGCAGCGCGGUGGUUUCGCCUGGCUUGUGUGAUCGGACUCCGGAGAGGGCAUUCCUGGCAACGUUUGCGAGCGAGAUAGAAACAAGCAGUCCACUAUAUUGUUCGAUCAAUGUUUCCCCCCGGAUUGGGGAUUUCUAACGGGAUAUAAGUUCGUCGAAAGUGCGAGAACGUCGAGAGGCAGCAGAGCUGUGACCCACUUCCCCCGUCCCCGCCUCACUGAUCCCCUGAUGCCCUGUGAGUCAACACACACGCGGACCACGCCCGAUUCACCUGCACAGCUGACGCCAGGAGGAGAUCUGCCCAGAGCCUGAGAGAAGAGAGACAUCCUACUGUGUAACUGGGCAUAUGACAAGCAGGGUCUCACCCUCCCAGUGAAAGCGAUGUGUGUGGGAGGUGGAGGCCACAGCAUCAGCAGAGUGUGUGUGGGGCUCCUCUCCCACUCCCCUACCCCCCACCCUGGCACGGGAUGCCAGCCCACUUCCCCCCUGCCUUCUGUCCUGCCCUGAGCUCUCUUGGGGCGCCAUGAACACCUACAGAGAUAGAGGGGUCACCUGCACCUCCUCAGACCUGCUAGAGAGGGGUGGAGGGGGAGGGCCUGGGUCACUCCUCGCACAACAUGCCACCUUCCACCUCACCCUCAACGGCCACCCUGCCCCCUCCUCUGACCCAGCCACCCAAUCCCGUGUCUCUGUUCCCAAGAUGGGCGUCCGCGCCCGUAUUGCUGAGUGGCCGCCGCGCCAUGCGCAAUCGAGGGAGUCGCUCCUGGAGAACGGGCAAGGCGCUAAUCACCAUGGAGACGACCCCUCCACGACGACCUCCUCCGCAUCUUUCCCCAUCUCCGAGGUCGGGCUGGUGCGGGGAGGAGUGGCUCGUUUACCGAGGCGACGCACAAAGGAUGUGGAGUUCCGUGGUGGGUACGGGGGUGGAAGAGGGUCUCCCGUAGGCCUGCGUGCCUUCCCCCCGUUACGGCAGCGCUCCAACAGCGAGGUGACUCUGAGCGAGCAGGAUGAGAACGAGGUGGAAGGUCGUGGAGGUGCUAAUCUGUUCCGGGAGUACGGCAGCACCUCCUCCAUCGACGUGCAGGGCAUCCCCGAGCAGAGCUUCUUUGACAUGCUCAGCCAAUUCCACCAGGAGAGGCCCGACCAGCGCAGCACUGCCCCCGUACACCUGGGGGAGCUACUGUACACCAACUCCCCUCCCUCUGCACCCCUCCCCACAGGCCACUCCCCCAUCCCCACACCCCGGGGGGAGGAUGGAGGGAUGGGACGGUCGGAGAACAGGGUGAGGAAGAAGAGUGGGGGGACAGACUCGUCUCUGGGGACAUCCUCUCUGUUCCGGAAGCUCCGCAGCUCCAGCAGAGGGGAGCUGGACAGAGGGGAGGCGGGGGAGGACGGGGGAGGCCGUAACUCUACAGAUACCCCCUACAAACCCUGGGUGUGCCCCAAGAGCUUUGUCCACUACGACGCCCAGAGCAUCCUGUUUGACCUCCAUGAGGCUGCUGCUCAGCGCGCGUAUGUAUCCCAGCGGAGGAACACUGCCACCGGGGCAUCGGCGGCCUCCGUCUCCCUGGCUGUGUCACGGUCCUCAGCUCUGAGUGGGUUGGACGCUACCUACUCCAGCGUUGAGGACCUGACGCUAGGUCUCGACCCCAGCGCGCCCACUCCCUCCCUGGGCGUGGACCCUCUGGACGGCCCCCCCGGUGGCCCCACCUCCAGUCUGCUCCUCCUCAGCUGCCCCCACUUCCGCAACGAGACGGGGGGACACGGGGAGCGCAACGUCAGCUUCCUGAGCUCCUCGGCCGAGCGGGGAGGGGAGGGGGGCGCGGGUGACCUGGCGAGGGGCAGCCUCCGGCGUAGCAACGCCAGUGUGUCGGUGGUGGAGGUACCCAUCGAGCAGCAAGUCACCCGAAUAGACAGGCUGAAACUCUAUAGCAUCGAGCAUGUGGACCUGGGGGCACGCUACUACCGAGACUACUUCCACGGGAAAGAGCACUCAAACUACUUUGGCACGGACGACAAGCUGGGUCCGGUGGCUGUGAGUAUCCGCAGGGAGAAACUGGACGACACUAAAGACCUGAAGGACCAGUACCAGUACCGCAUCAUCGCCAGAACCAGUGAGCUGGUGACGUUGCGGGGGUCCAUCCUGGAGGAUGCGGUGGCCUCCACGGGAAGGCACGGCACGGUGCGGGGUCUCCCCCUGAAGGAGGUGCUGGAGCAGGUGGUCCCGGAGCUCAGUGUGUCCUGCCUGCGCCUGGCUCUCAGCACGCCCAAGGUCACCGAGCAGCUCCUCAAACUGGACGAACAGGGGCUGAGUCAGAAGCACAAGGUGGGAGUGCUGCUGUGUCGGGCAGGGCAGAGCACCGAAGAGGAGAUGUAUAACAACGAAGAGGCCACGCCCGCCUUCUCUGCCUUCAUGGACCUGCUAGGGGAGCAGGUGUACCUCCGAGGCUUCACCAACUACGCCGCCCAGCUGGACACUAAGACUGACUCGACGGGAACCCACUCCCUGUACACCACCUACCAGGGCUAUGAGGUCAUGUUCCACGUGUCCACCAUGCUGCCCUACAUGCCCAACAACCCACAGCAGCUCCUGAGGAAGAGGCACAUAGGGAACGACAUCGUCACAAUAAUCUUCCAGGAGCCGGGAGCGCUGCCCUUCACCCCUCAGAACAUCCGCUCCCACUUCCAGCAUGUGUUCGUCAUCGUCCGCGUGCACAACCCCUGCUCCGACGGCACUUGCUACAGUGUGGCUGUGACGCGCAUGAAGGACGUGCCUCCCUUCGGCCCGCCCAUCCCCAGCGGGGUGACGUUCCGUGACCCUGAAGCCUUCCGCAACUUCCUUUUGGCCAAGGUGAUCAAUGCAGAGAGCGCCGCGCACAAGUCUGAGAAGUUCCACACCAUGGCCACGCGCACACGACAGGAGUACCUCAGAGACUUAGCCGAGAACUGUGUGAGCAGUACGCCGCUCGACUCCGCGGGCAAACUCAACAACCUCAUCUCGCUGGCGUCGAAGAAGAGAGAGCGGGCGCGGGCGAGGGAGGGGGCCGAGUUGGGAGCGGCCGGGGCGGUGGCGUGGAGGGUGCUGGCCCAGGACUUCAGUGGCGGCGGGACGGAGAUCUCCUGCGCUCUGGGCGUGUCGGCAGAGUACAUCCUCCUGGCAGACUGCAACACCAAGGAAGUGGUGUUCAACUGCUUCUGCGUCGACGUGAUCGGCUGGACGCCGGAGAGGCUGGCGCUGAAGAUCUUCUACGGGAGAGGAGACCACAUCGCCGUCCGAGUCCCCGAGGGCUUUGCUCAGGACAUCAGGGAGGUGGUGCAGAGGUUAAAGGCGCUGACGGUGGGCUGUGAGACGGUGGAUAUGACUCUGAGGAGGAAUGGCCUGGGACAGCUGGGGUUCCACGUCAGGCUGGAUGGCACCGUGGCCGAGGUGGAGGAGUACGGCUUUGCCUGGCAGGCGGGGCUGAGGCAGGGCAGCCGGUUGGUGGAGAUCUGCAAGGUUGCCGCGGUAACCCUGACACACGAGCAGAUGAUCGACCUACUGAGGACGUCGGUCACCGUUAAAGUGGUGAUCAUACCGCCCUACGAGGAGGGAGGGCCCCGCAGGGGCUGCACAGAGGAGUAUGAGAUGAAGACAAUGGAGCAGAAGCCAGAGCCUGAGCCUGUGGCAGCAGGGUACCGGCCCUCCCCUCGCCCCCCCGAUUGGCGCUGGGACAGCACCGCCGGCCCUCCUGGCCUGCACAGCGCCCCCACCCUCAGCGCUGGACCCCUAUGGGCCCCCACCACCCCAACCCCGCUCACACAAGGCCAUGGUCAUGCCCGUCCCAUACAGGGAGCCCCAGCACCUCUCCAACAAGAGUUGAAACCGAGAUUCACCCAUGACGAGCACACUUCUCCAGCAUGCCGAAGGCCGGUGAGUUUCCCUGAGAACCACUACUGCCUGUCGCCAGCGGGGGGCGACAGAGUGCUGCCCUACAGGAACCCCUCAGCCAGCUUCUCCUCCCCCUCUGGCCUGGGGGGCAUGGUGGCCCUGGGGGGCCCCGUACUCAGCGGGACCUUCAUACGCUACAAACCCUCACCUGACAGGUACGGUUCAGCCCAGCGCCCCUUGCUGGCCUACGAACCUCAUCUCAGUCUGGACAUCACCUCUAGUGGAGAGUCCUCCUCGGGCUUCACCAGCCAGGACAGCACUAUGGAGCGCUGCAAGACAGAGCCCCUAUGGCAUGUCCCAGCGUCAUCGUCUCGGGGGCCAGGAGGAGGAGGGCAGAGGAGACCCACCCGACAGGACAUCCCAGGGAAAGACUCCCCCAACAGACACUCAAAGGGUGAGACCCAGUACUCCAGCCACUCCAGCAGUAACACUCUCUCCAGUAACGCGUCCAGCAGCCACAGUGACGAGCGCUGGUUCGACGGGGCCGGGGGGGAGAGAGGAGGCCCGGGGAUAUCCGGGGGUUGCCUAGGCGACCUGGCUGAACCUGACCCCGACCCCCUCAGUAAGGGCGGCUCCAGUGACAGCGGCAUCGAUGCCCCCACCCUCUACAACACCAAGCCCGGCGGUCGCCACGGAAACCAGUCCAGCCAAUCACAGAAGCCCCUGCACUGUUCAGCAACCUAUAAUAGCGGGCUGCAGGACGUCUCUGGGGUGAGGGGCAACGGAGUCGAGGGGCGGAGACUAGAGUCGUCACCUGUAUUACCUGCCAAUCAGAACAAAGGAUACCGCACGCGUACCUUCCCUCCUCCAGGAUCCAACGUGGAGAAGCCAGACUCAUUUAAACCCAGGGCCUGCUACACACCCCAGGGUUACAAGACCCCUGCAGCAGAGAAAUCACGGCCGGUCCGAGCCGCCACAGUCACGCCUAACUCUGCUCUACUCAGCUCCACCCCUCUGUCCAGCUCCGCCCCCAAGGCCUUAUACAGCAAGAGCAGACUGGGCGCCUGGCAACCAGACGACAACGCCCCCUCCCGUUCAAACACACCCACUACCUACAGCUCUGACAGUAACAGCAGCAGCAAGAAACAGGUGGACGUGAAUUCUAAGAACGUGUUCGGACAGCCCCGUCUUCGAGCAUCGCUAAGGGACCUGCGGUCUCCACGGAGAUCCCACAAGAGCACCGUUGAGGACGACCUGAAGAAACUCAUCAUCAUGGACAACCCUGGAGAGAUGCCACAAAGAGACACGUCUCCUCGACACACUCUUCAGCGCACGUUCUCCGACGAGUCUUUGUGCAGCGGGCGCAGGGAUGCCAGCUAUGCCAACUCUGCCCCCCUGUUUGACCAGGGUACUCCCAGCGACCUGCUGUUUACCUGCACCCUACCCACCCGGCGCCAUGCACACUCUGCCAACCACAUGCCCAACAAGAAGGUCCCUCUGUCUGCAUCGGAGCUGUCUCUGACAGAGGUGAGGGAUAAGGUCCCUCCCCUGAGGAGGCUGGACCCGGGGCUCAUGCCCCUGCCUGACACUGCCUGUGGCCUGGAGUGGGCCAGUCUGGUCAACGCUGCCAAGGCCUACGAGGUGCAAAGGGCAGUGUCGCUCUUCUCGCUCAGUGAGCCUCAAGUUGGGGUUCCAGACAUGCGGCCGAUCAAGAGUCCAAUCCAAUUCCAAACACCUCAGACUCCACGCACUACCCCCACCUUCGGCGGGGAUGAGGUACCCAACGCCCUCUCGGGGCGACUGUACAGCCUAGAGGUGAUGCUGAAGCAGCUCAACACUGACCUGGAGAAGGAGAAGAAGGACAAAGUGCACCUGUUGGCUGAGAUGGCUAACCUGCGGCAGAAUAACCAGCGGCUGCAGGAAGAGAGCCACUCGGCCAGCGAGCAGCUUCGCAAGUUCAGCAUGCUUUUCACCGACACCCCGCAGAGGAAGUGAGCUCACACCGGACACAGGAAGUGACCUCGGAGAGGGCGUGCAAAAGCAUUCGCAAAGAGGACGUGUGACCUAAGCCGGGGGGGGGGUUAGGAUUACCCUGAUUUAUUGGAAACUCAGCCACAGUGCGUUUCAUGCGUGGGGAAAUGAGUGGGGAAUAGAUUUGUCAGUGAGUCUGGUUAGGUAUGUGGAAGACAUGGGCAGUAGAGAAAAAAAACGAGUGCAAGUAAGUUAAGGUGUAACAUUAUGUACAAGAAAAUGUGUAACUUUUAAGCAUAAGAGGGGGAAAGAACCCCCACCCACCCACCCACAUUCUUACGUUCUAUCCUCCACCUGCUGCUUCUGUCACAUUCCAACCACACUAUCUCCCUCCGGGGGUGGGGUGGUAGGGGAGAAGAGGAGCACUUACCCCUCCACCACUCUGACCUGCUUUUGGGGAGAGGGACCUGCCGUUACGCCGCCACCCUCUCUGUGGUGCACCUCCUACCCCCAGAAUCCCUGCCUCGCUCUGGGCUGGACUGACACAGGGGCUACAGAGAACCAAUGGAUCCCCGUUGGCUCAUCUGAAACCGAAUUGCCUAGACAGAAGAGCCUGCAAGUAGACACGCCUAUUUUUUUUUUUUUUACUCCCGCACACCGCACAAGCCAACUCCCUCAGGCUGUGCACCCAGAGGAAAUCCUUCUCUGUCCCUGCUUGUAGGUUUUUAUUUUUUGUAACUGAGGUCUUAUACACUCCUGCGUCAGAGCAGAGCCAAUAAAGAGGAGAGCUUUUAUUGAACUGUAGAACACAAAGAUCGCACGGCGAGGCCUAAUACUGUUCCUGAAGCGAAUCAGCCAAAAAAAAGAAAAGGACUCCAACUCCCAGAAUGCUCUGGGAGACGUGUGUUAUAAAAGAAAUGGUACAGUACUUUUGCCUGUGUGAUUCAACAUAUAGCUUGAACACAUGUCUAUUGUACUGAUAUAACUUACAUAAUGAGGUGUGUAACUCAUGAAGGUGUGUAGGGUACAGCAAAUACUCCCACAAUGCAUUAAUCGCACAAAAUGGAGAGCUCUGGCGGUGUUAUUUUUUACCCUUCGUUGAGUGUGUGAUAGGCUGACACAGGGCAUUUCAGUUACGAGCAAGCUAUAAUAUGACAAGGUACGCCAGUGAUAUGAGACGAGCCUUCUCGUUCAGUUUAUGAAACAGAAUAUAGUGCCAUAAACUCAACGAUAGUAUCUCAAUGUCCAUUUUUGGUUAACAAUCCAUUUGAAAGGUAUUUACAAAUAUCCAAGCAGUAUGUUUUACAAUUUGUAGAAUUAGCAUAUUUCGUGGUUUUUGUUUUGGGUACCAGCUGCGGGUACACACCUGUGUGCAUUUAGAAAAGACUCAUAGUAAUGAUCUUUAAACACUGUAGCCGUGUGUGUGUGUGUGUGUGUGUGUGUGUGUGUGCGUGUGUGUGCGUGUGUGUGCUAGAAUGAAGGGGUAUUAUACAUUAAUUUAGCUAACAGACAGUCUUAGUGUCUGUAGAAUCAAACUCAACAAUUUAUACACAACUGUGAGACCUUUGCUAAAUGACGUAAAACGGAAGUAACUUAGCUUGGGGUGGUGGGUCUGUGUGAAACUUGUGGCCAUUUUGUAAAAAUGUCCAUCUGACAGGAAUACAGUCAAAUAAAUCAACACAAAUACACUAUAUUCUCACUAGCUUGGUUAUAUUCUUUACAGAAAGCAUUUUUCUUACAGCUUUGUGUCUUUGUGUCUGUUGUUUGUUAUGAAUGUGGGAUAAAUGGAGGGGAGCGUGGAGCUGGCAAAACCAACGGUGGGGGUUCCAAUUCUCGUUUGGGCCACAUCCAUUCCCAAAAAUGAUAAAAGGGUCUGUUGAAGGAGCAUAUGACUAUUUUCGUUCCAGUAAACGUAAGCCCCGAGCACAGUUAAGUACCCUUUCAUCACAGGCCCCCCUUUUCAGGAACCUUCUGCCCUGCCUCAACUGGAAUCCUUUCUUACCCUCACUACUCUCAGGACCUUUCAGACACCCCCUUUAAGAACUGUACUAUGUAUUGUUUUGUGUGUGGGCAUGUACCUGAACGGUGUCAACCCUUUUGUGGCUGGAUCAGUGGACAUUCACACGCAUGUGGCACACAAACAUACAAAACACACUACUCAACACUGCCCUCCCCCCACUCUUUCAAAUACAUCUGUACAUUGUUGAGAGACAUUACGUUUAGAUAAGAGCAACAUGUAUACAGACAUCUCUGUCUCCGUUUCUCUUCAUCUCACCAUCUCUGGUAUUUGCUCAUCACUGCCCCAUCCACAGACGCUGUUGUAGUCUGCCUCCCUGUGUCCUGUGAGCUGCCCAUCCUCCUCCAGCCAGUUAAAUCAUCUCGUCUUGGGCGAAACCAAGAGCAACUGAAACAACCCUACACACUCAUGUUAUCACUGAAGCUCAGCAAAUGUGCUGUGAUGUUGUUAUCUUCAAUGUCUUAAUCUUUAUUUUGUUUAUUUGUGUGUGGAGGGGUACGGGUGUUUUGAGGAUUUAGUUUUGAUAUAUUUGAUUUUAAGCAAACUGCAGUUAUACAUGUUGAACAUAGCUCGGUGCAUCGAUGUUGCACGUGCACAAAUCAGAAACGGUAAUACCGAAAUGUUAUGUUAUGUUUUAAUAUUUGUAUAAUUUAUUUUUGGCCACUUUUGCAACCUGAAAAAGACAAAAUAGUGAAAUGAAGAGGGCACCGUGUUUUUUAUUUCUAUGUAUUGCUGUUUGACUUUUAAAUCUUUGUUCAAGGCUGAUUUCUAGGAUGCUGUAUUGUUUUUAUGAUUUAAAUAGUUUUUCUGAGUUGGUGCGUUCUGCAUGAGGCAAUGGGGUAUUCUUUAUGCAUCGACGAAAACUUACGGUUGAACGUUGUUUUUCUGGGGGAUGUUGUAUCAAUGACUGUACAUUUAAAAGUGUAAAUUGUUUUCAUUGUUUUAUAAGAACAUAUAUAAAAAAAAUCUUUCAUAA
Molecule: messenger RNA, 8987 nt
Organism: Oncorhynchus tshawytscha (Chinook salmon)
Lineage: Eukaryota; Metazoa; Chordata; Actinopteri; Salmoniformes; Salmonidae
Product: signal-induced proliferation-associated 1-like protein 3
Exons: 24
Coding region: 679-6018 (1779 amino acids)
Biological process (GO): epithelial cell morphogenesis; regulation of small GTPase mediated signal transduction; establishment of epithelial cell polarity
Cellular component (GO): cytoplasm; Golgi apparatus; plasma membrane
Molecular function (GO): protein binding; GTPase activator activity
Source: RefSeq, a predicted model, not a curated record